Knipowitschia caucasica is the source of this 1938-nucleotide messenger RNA. Lineage: Eukaryota; Metazoa; Chordata; Actinopteri; Gobiiformes; Gobiidae. The record is from the annotation of a GenBank genome assembly.
AUGCGAAUCUUUCCUCUUCUUCUCUCCUUCUCCUCCUCUCUCCUUCCCCUCACUCCUCUUCCUCUCUCUUCUCUCCUCUUCCUCUUUCUCCUCAUCCUCUCUCUUCUCUCCUUCUCCUCACUCCUCUUCCUCUCUCUUCUCUCCUCUUCCUCUCUCUUUGUCCUCAUCCUCUCUCCUUCUCCUCACUCCUCUUCCUCUCUCUUUCUCCUCAUCCGCUCUCUUCUCUCCAUCUCAUCACUCCUUUUCCUCUGUCUUAACUCCUCCUCUCUCUUCUAUCCUUCUCAUCACUCCUCUUCCUCUCUCUUCUCUCCUCUUCCUCUCUUUCUCCUCAUCCUCUCUCCUUCUCCUCACUCCUCUUCAUCUCUUCUCUCCUCCUCCUCGCUCAUUCUCCUCCCUCCAUCUUCUCUCUCCUUCUCCUCACUCCUUCUCUUUCUUUCCCAUCUCCUAUUUCCUUUUCCUAUCUGCUACUCCUCACUCUUUAUCCUCUCUCCUUCUCUUCCUCCUCCUCUCUCCUUCUCCUCUCUCUCCCCCUCUCAUUCCCUUUAUCUCCAUAUCUCAUUCUCCUCACUCCUCUUCCUCUCUUUUCUGUCCUCCUCCUCUCUCUUUAUCUUCCUACUUUCUCCUUCUCCUCCUCCUAUCUCCUUCUCCUCUCUCCUUCACCCCUCCUCUCUCCUUCUCCUCACUCCUUCUCCUCCACCCCUACUCUCUCCUUCUCCUCACUCUGCUCUGUUCCUCCUAUCUGCUCUUUUUUCUCCUCUUUUUCACUCCUUCACCGCCUCCUCUCUCCUUCACCUCCUCCUCUCUCCUUCACCUCCUCCUCUCUCCUUCUCUCUCCUUCACCUCCUCCUCUCUCCUUCACCUCCUUCUCCUAACUCUUCUCUGUUCCUCCUAUCGGCUCUUUUUUCUCCUCUUUCUCACUCCUUCACCUCCUCCUCUCUCCUUCACCUCCUUCUCCUCACUCUUCUCUUUUCCUCUUCUCUGCUCUUUUUUCUCCUCUUUCUCACUCCUUCACCUCCUCUCUUCUUCACUGCCUCCUCUCUCCUCCUCUCUCCUUCUCUUCACUCCUUCUCCUCCCCCCUACUCUCUCCUUCUCCUCACUCUGCUCUGUUCCUCCUAUCUGCUCUUUUUUCUCCUCUUUCUCACUCCUUCACCGCCUCCUCUCUCCUUCACCUCCUCCUCUCUCCUUCACCUCCUCCUCUCUCCUUCUCUCUCCUUCACCUCCUCCUCUCUCCUUCUCCUCUCUCCUUCUCCUCUCUCCUUCUCCUCUCUCCUUCUCCUCUCUCCUCUCUCCUUCUCCUCUCUCCUUCUCCUCCUCCUCUCUCCUUCUCCUCUCUCCUUCACCUCCUCCUUUCUCCUUCUCUCUCCUUCACCUCCUCCUCUCUCCUUCUCCUCUCUCCUUCACCGCCUCCUCUCUCCUUCUCCUCUCUCCUUCACCUCCUCCUCUCUCCUUCUCCUCUCUCCUUCACCUCCUCCUCUCUCCUUCUCUCUCCUUCACCUCCUCCUCUCUCCUUCUCCUCUCUCCUUCACCUCCUCCUCUCUCCUUCUCCUCUCUCCUUCACCUCCUCCUCUCUCCUUCUCCUCUCUCCUUCACUGCCUCCUCUUUCCUUCUCCUCUCUCCUUCACCGCCUCCUCUCUCCUUCUCCUCUCUCCUUCACCUCCUCCUCUCUCCUUCUCCUCUCUCCUUCACCUCCUCCUCUCUCCUUCUCUUCUCUCCUUCACCUCCUCCUCUCUCCUUCUCCUCUCUCCUUCACCGCCUCCUCUCUCCUUCUCCUCUCUCCUUCACCGCCUCCUCUCUCCUUCUCCUCUCUCCUUCACCGCCUCCUCUCUCCUUCUCCUCUCUCCUUCACCGCCUCCUCUCUCCUUCUCCUCUCUCCUUCACCUCCUCCUCUCUCCUUCUCCUCUCUCCUUCACCUCCUCCUCUAUCAGAGCAUGUCUUAG